UAGAACCAACUAUUUAUCCAUUCGAUCGCAGCAGCUACAUACACAAACCCUAGCCCAAGAAACCCUAAAUUCGCCCGCCUGAACAUGUCGCACUUUGGAAGAGCAGGCCCGCCGGACAUCAGAGACACCUAUUCGCUCCUCGUUCUCAACAUCACCUUCCGUACAACUGCUGAUGAUUUGUUUCCCCUUUUUGAUAAGUACGGAAAGGUUGUUGAUGUAUUCAUCCCCAGAGAUCGCAGGACUGGAGAUUCUCGGGGGUUUGCUUUUGUUAGGUAUAAGUAUGCAGAUGAGGCUCAGAAGGCAGUGGACAAGCUUGACGGAAGAGUUGUUGAUGGCAGAGAGAUAAUGGUUCAGUUUGCCAAAUACGGGCCAGAUGCUGAAAGAAUUCACAAGGGAAGGAUAGUGGAGCCAGUAGAAAAGUUGAAAGGAAGGUCAAGGAGCCGAAGUCCCAGGCCAAGUUCCAGGUACAGAGACGACCACAGGGACAGAGAUUAUAGGCGGAGAGACCGUAGCAGAAGCCGGGACCGAUAUGAUGAGAGAUAUCGAGGUAAGGACAGGGAUCGUUACAGAAGCAGAAGUCGCAGCAGAAGUCCUGAUUAUCGCAGAGAACGUAGAAGAGGGAGAUACGAUGAUGAUAAGGGCAGAAGUCCGUCUCCUAACAGGAGUGUUUCUCCUCCUGCUCGGGGCAGUGCUAGCCCGCGCAAGAGCGUGUCUCCGCGCAGGUCACCUUCUAGAAGCAGAAGUCCCGUAGCUCGUGAUGAAAAGGAGCGCUCGCCUACUCCAAAAAGUGUUUCACCCCGUGGCAGGUCUGACUCUCGAAGCCCAUCACCACAACGAUCUGAUGCUGACGAGUGAAAAGUGAAGUAAAUCGUUGAAGACUGCAUGAAUUAAAAGCGAUGUUCCUUUUUCUGAUGAGCUGGAUGAAUUCUUGAACUCGUAUGCGUAUUUCUAAGGUUAAACUUUUUUCCGUUGUACUCUUUGCAUAUGUAGUUUUUUAUGUUCUGCAGUAUGGAUUUCUUUCUCUAUCUGUGUUAAGAGUUAUCCUUUUGGAUAUUUGUGAGUGUCUGGUUUCAUGUUUGCGUGCAUAUUACUGAAGUUUUUUGAAAUGGACUAUAGUUGCUGUAUGCUGUUGGUGAGAACCGGUCCAGCUUGCAGCGGUUAAGCUGUUGGUUGAUGUCUUUUCUUGGUGGUUGAACAAUUUAUUACGGUUGUGAGUGAUGAUGAUGGUGAUGGUAUUGUCAUCUUGGGCGGUAAGAGACCAAUACCUUAAUAAUGCUGAAGUCAACUUAGGAUUUUGACUUACAGUUGCUUUGUUUUUGGGCCAAUAAAAGGGGUUUGUGGUAGCUGGAUGAUAUUAAAAGAUGGUUGAAGUUGAUAUGACGCAGCACCUGAUUUUCAUUAUUUGUAGCUGCUGAGUAUUCAAAACCCGUGACUGGUGGUCGUUUAAACAAGUCUUGGGGUUUCAUUAUUUGUAGCUGCUGAGUAUUCAAAACCCAUGACUGGUGGUCUUUUAAACAAGUCUUGGGGUGGUUCGAGUAGACAACACGGUAAAAUUACAAUAACAAGUAAAUUUUGGUGACAUUGAUUUAUUUUUUGGCCGAUUCCUUAAGGUUGCUUUAUAGGUCAUUAACCAACUCUAAAAAUCAUUAGAGCAGAUGGGUUGGUAAGUAUGUCGUGUGCUGACUUGUUACUUGUGAGAUUAUUCAGUCGUUUGUUGGUCGUGAUUUUUAAGCAAUUCGUAAUUGUAGUA
This is a messenger RNA of Helianthus annuus (common sunflower), 1750 nucleotides long. RefSeq names its product serine/arginine-rich splicing factor SC35. NCBI's taxonomy places the organism in Eukaryota, Viridiplantae, Streptophyta, Magnoliopsida, Asterales, Asteraceae. The transcript is spliced from 8 exons. The coding region runs from base 85 to 855 and encodes 256 amino acids. Gene Ontology annotation, molecular function: RNA binding. The record is from RefSeq and is a predicted model, not a curated record.